Molecule: messenger RNA, 1160 nt
Organism: Botrytis cinerea B05.10
Lineage: Eukaryota; Fungi; Ascomycota; Leotiomycetes; Helotiales; Sclerotiniaceae
Exons: 2
Coding region: 116-787 (223 amino acids)
Source: RefSeq, a predicted model, not a curated record
GAAGUUCUUGGCUACCUGUAUAUACAACUUCGAUGGACCAUUUACAACGGGCCAGUUGUUUAGUUUUCAUCAUACUAGAGUUCUAAUUGUUUUCAUUCCUUAAUCUACAUUCACAAUGAAGUUCUCUUAUGUCCUUGUCGCACUUUCAGCCCUCACAUUCUCUACUGCUUUACCAGUCGCCCGACCUGGCUCCAAUUACUUGGUCGCCCGAGGAGGAAACUCUACUUCGUCAUUAUCCGGAAAUUCCACAACCUCCUCGCUAUCAUCAACAUCUUCCGGUAGUGCAAAACCAACCACAGCAAUCAACCUGGAAGACAUAAACGAGAAUGUUGCCUCAUCGAAAGCAACAUCCAGCAGCAAAAAGGUCACAGCUGCACAAGUCAAGUCAGCUGUCUCUGGAUUCGCUAGCGAUGCCAAUACUGUGUCAGCAGCUCUGAACAAACUUCCCACUAUGACGGACAAAUCGGCUAUCUCAUCCCUAGCUGGGAAAGCAUUCGCUGCCGAAUCAGAUGAGGACUCUCAGAGAUCGGUCCUCGCUGCCGCGGCGGGUAGUGCAGGUACUUCAGCAAAUAGCAAAAUUGUCAAGAACACCCCUGCGGUUCUCAAGGGCUUGAAAGCCAUGAUGACAAACCCUUCAACUUCUUCUGUUAAAUCCAAUGUGGCUACUAUUGAAAAUGCUCGAAACCCAAACAUUCUCCCAAGCAUCACCCAACUCUCCAAUGCAGCAUUGAGCGCAAUGAGUCUCUCUCAAACGGCGCAAAAGUUCCCCGCUACCGGAAACAAUUAGGCUGGUCCUAGGUAGCUGUCCAGAUAUAUCUAUCCAACGAGCAGGUAUCGGAUUGUUUAAAGUUUAAUUCACUUCUCUUGUUAGUAUAGGGAAGUGCUAUUAUAGGAUAAUUUAAGCAUUUAUCUUGUUCUUGUGCCCGGUUUCGUUUCUUGUGUGCAUAUAUAUCCUCUUCUUUUCUUCAAUGUGUAGAUACCUCCUGUAGCAGCGUUUGUUUUCUGGGCCGGAAAGCGGGAUACCAUGGGUGUAGGAGUUUUGGGUUUGAGAAGAGAAAGGAAGGAAAAAGCGUUUCUAGCAAUGGAGAAGCAGAAUUUCUGUUGUAGGAUUGUAACUGAGAUGUACAUAUAUAUACACUGAGGAAAUAUAACAUUAUUCA